Messenger RNA from Syngnathus acus (greater pipefish), 4679 nucleotides. It is a transcript of the gene mrc1b, whose product is annotated as mannose receptor, C type 1b. Bases 60 to 4391 code for a protein of 1443 amino acids. The record is from RefSeq and is a predicted model, not a curated record. The transcript has 31 exons. Gene Ontology annotation, molecular function: signaling receptor activity. NCBI's taxonomy places the organism in Eukaryota, Metazoa, Chordata, Actinopteri, Syngnathiformes, Syngnathidae.
CCAGGCUAAGAAAAAAAAAAAAAAAGGGGGUCAGUUCUUGUUAAGAAUUCUUCCUUUCCAUGAUCACGCUCAGAAGUCCGCUGCUUGCAACGCACGGGCCACGUCCGCUCAUCGGAACAAUGUCGAAGGGUGGAAUAGCGCUCGCUGCCGUCGCGAUUCUUGUACCGAUGUCUUUCUGCUUGAAAUUGGAUGAUUCUUCAUUCACGCUGUAUAACAAAGCUUUGAGCUCAUGCCUAUUCAAAAAGUCCUCCCGCUGCCAGGACAUGCGCUGGACGAGCGGCAACCGCAUUUUUGUCACCUCCACCAAAAAGUGCCUGGGGUCGCAGGGCAAGAGUGUAGGCAGCGAGGUCAACACGUACGACUGCGACGACAGGAGCGACCUGCAGAAGUGGGAGUGCAUUAAUGGGACACUGCUGGCACUAAAAAACCAAAAGCCGGAGCUCUUCAUCGAGCUCAAGUCGGAUGGAGGCAUCGCGCUUUCCAGGACCACGGGACCCGGCAACAGCUUCACCAUCACCGGGACGGGCAACGGCGCCUGCUCCAGAACGCACAGAGUAUUGUACGCCAUUGACGGCAACGCGUACGGAAAGCCGUGCAUGUUCCCCUUCCUGUAUAAAGAUCGCUGGUUUGGAGACUGUACGUCAUACGACUCCUCCAUUAAGCGCCCCUGGUGUGCCAUCCAGACCAAAUAUGAACACGAGCAGUGGGGAUACUGCCCGUCCACAUCUACAGAAUACUGGAAGAAGAAUCACAUCACAGGAUCUUACUACCAGCUCAACGCUCAGGCGGUCCUGACUUGGGCAGAGGCUGACGAAAGCUGUAAGCAGCAGGGGGCCACCCUGGUCAGCGUCACAGAUACCAAUGAGCAAGCUUUUAUCUCAGCACUAUUAGGAAAUACGAAGAAUAAGCUUUGGAUCGGGCUGGUCCUGAACCCGGAACAUGGUUGGCAGUGGACGGACAACAAGCCCAUGCGAUUCCUGAGAUGGGCGAGUGGGUUCCCGCUUCCUAAUCCGGGUCACAACUGCGCACUUCUGGACUCGGCCGGGCAGCAUAGUUGGGAAACUUUCCCCUGCUCAAAGAAGAUUGGCUAUAUCUGCUACAAACCUGGAGCCCCGCCUCUUCCGCCACAGGUUGAGCAAGGAUUCUGUUCAAGUCCCUGGAUUCCGUACAACGGCCACUGCUUCCACCUACUUCGGACCCCCAAAACGUGGUCUGACGCGCAGAAGGACUGUCGCAAGGCGGAGGGGGAGCUGGUGAGCAUGCGCAACAUAGAAGACCACAGCUUCAUUGUCUCUCAACUGGGAUACGCCUCCACCGACGAGCUCUGGAUCGGCCUGAACGACAGGAGGACCGAGGGCCUGUUCGAGUGGAGCGACCAGACCUCAGUCUUCUUCACCAGCUGGGAGUACGGAGAACCGACACUCUUGACGGACAGCGAGGACUGCGUUCUCAUUCGGGGAGAGAAUGGCAACUGGGCCGACCGCUCCUGUGAGGAGAAACAAGGCUUCAUCUGUAUGAAGCAGAGCAGCACAAACCACCAGCCAGAUGAAGUCCAUAUGGAUAUCGGCUGCAAAGCUGGUUGGAAACGACAUGGCUCCUACUGCUACUUUGUGGGAACGGAGACCAAAACAUUUGACGAAGCCAAGAGUGACUGCAAGGCGACAAACUCCUACUUGGCGGAUGUGUCCAACGGGGUGGACAACGCCUUCUUGAUCAGCUUGGUGGGGGCAAGGUCUGAGAAGUACUUUUGGCUGGGCCUCUCAAACCAGAAGAACAAGGAUGAGUUUGUGUGGACCAACGACAACGCCGUCAGGUUUACUCACUGGAAUAACGAGAUGCCAGGUGGUGGACAAGGCUGUGUGGCCAUGACAACUGGUAUUCUUGCUGGCCUGUGGGAUCUGCUGCCCUGCGACAACAAGGAGAAGUACAUUUGCAAGCAUCUGGCCGAGGGGGCCAUCUUGACGCCGCCCCCGCCUACCCGCAACCCCCCUCAGUGUGCAGAGGGCUGGAUACGAGCAGGAACGAGAAACAUCUGCUCAAAGUUCUUCACGGGUCCUCGUUCAUUCGAGAAGACCUGGUAUGAGGCCAGAGAUUUCUGUCGGGCCAUCGGAGGAGAUCUCCUCAGCAUCCACAGUGCCGCUGAGCUGUUUGUGGGACGCCACGGAAAAGCCUGGAUUGGACUUCAUAUUGCUGACCCGACUGCAGGUUAUGUCUGGAGUGAUGGAUCCCCGGUAAACUUCCUACAUUGGCAGGAAGGCGAGCCAAAUAAUUUUCAGAAUUCGGAAUCUUGCGCCGAGUUCCGCAUCUAUCGAGCUGAUGACACGGGCUCGUGGAACGACGUGCACUGUGAGAGCUACAACGACUGGCUUUGCGAGAUCCGCACGGGAGUGACUCCCAAGGCACCUCCGAAUGACACUGCCGCGGCAGAAUUUAACACAACCUCGGACGGUUGGCUCGAGUGGCGAGGGAGUCAGUACUACAUCAACCGAGUCUCAAUGGCCAUGGAAGACGCUCGCCAUUACUGCAAGCAGCACCACGGCGACUUGGUGACAAUCAACAGCGAAGCGGAAAACAUUUUCAUAUGGAAACAGGUUUCCAGAAGCUACGGGACCUACUACAUUGGUUUAUCAGUAGACUUGGAUGGCUCAUUUUGGUGGAUGGAUGGGACUUCAGUGGGCUACCAAAGAUGGGACGAGAACCAACCGAAUCAGAAUACCUACGAUGAGAACUGUGUCGCUAUGUCCUAUUUCAUGGGCUUGUGGCGCGGCUUCAACUGUGGUGAGGAGCAUCAGUUCAUUUGUAAACGCGGGGUGACGGCGCCUGUCAACACCACCGCAGCUCCCACCGUUGCAGCAAAAGGCGGCUGUCCACUCAAGUGGACCAGGUUUGACUCCAGGUGCUACAGCAUCAACAGUAAUCGCAAGACCACCUGGGAAGAGGCGAGGAAACAGUGCUACUCCAUAGGUGGCAAUUUAGUCUCCAUACCAACCAGGCGGGAGCAAGCUUAUUUAGUCACCAAAAUGGCAGAAGGGGCAGCAGACCUGUGGAUCGGUCUGAACGGUUUAAAACAAGAUGCGUUUUUUUGGAGCGAUGGAAAGCCCAGGCGAUACACCAACUGGGGCUACUCCGUACAUCGACGUCGCCAGGGGACUUUUUACCAAAGAUGGAAUGAGGAAAGUUGCGUCAUCAUGACUAACAACCCCACUAACGGAAUUGGCAAAUGGUUGAUCAAGUCCUGCAAUGACACCAAUGGAUUCAUUUGUACCAGACUUCUUGACCCGGGUCUCCCAUCCCAAUCCGAACCGGCCGUUUCCAACAUCUUUGUAUCCCUGGGAAACGACAGCGUCUUGGCCGUGCCUUCCAAUAUGACGUGGUAUGGUGCCAAGAAGCACUGCGAGGGCAACAAAGCCAACCUGGCCAGUUUGAGGAACGAGUGGACGCUGGCCUACGUGGAGCUGUUGGCUUUAAAUCUCAACUCUCCUUUGUGGAUCGGACUGAACAAAGAGCAGACCGGGGGUUAUUUUCGCUACAUUGAUGGCUGGCACAUGAAUUUCGCCAGCUGGGGUGAAGGGGAGCCCAGGCAAAACCGGCCUUGUGCAUACUUAGACGUAGAUGGAAAAUUCAAAACGGCCUCCUGCAAUCGCACCAUGUACGGCGUUUGCAUGCAGUCGACAGAUGUGCCGCCAACACAGUCAGCCAACUACCCCGGAGUUUGCCCCGACGAAGUCAUGGCUGACGACAGCCAGGGUUACACGUGGUUGCCAUUUAAGAGUCACUGUUACAUGUUUGUCACUGACGAAAUGGAGUGGCCGGACGCAGCCACGAGCUGCGCGAGACACGGUGGAUAUUUGGCCAGCAUCGAAGAUCCCGAGGAACAAACGUUUAUUCAAAGCAAUGUGGAGGUGUUCCAUGACAGCCACAGCUCCUUUUGGAUAGGCCUGUACAAAACGCACAAAGGCACGUGGCUGUGGUUGGAUAAAACCGUAUUGGACUACACUAACUGGGGUGCAGAGGCUUCAGAGAGGGACUAUGGCGAGCUACAAACCUCAGAUGGGCAAUGGUCAUCCGGCAUGAAGUGGAAUGACCGAGCUUACAUCUGCGAAACGGCCAAAGUGAUCCCCGGAGACACGGACCCCGAAUAUCAUGCACACCAAGGUUCAGACGGCAACUCACGUGGGCACACCAGCCUGAUCGUGGUGCUGAUCAUCACCAUCACGUCCGCACUGGCCGUCCUCGCCUUCUUCCUGUACAAGAAGUCGCCGCGCUCGCUGCCCACCUUCGACAACCCUCUGUACUUUGGUCGCGAGCGGACGCAGCCCGACGUGGUGGACACCAACAAACUGAUGGAGAAGGCGGAGGAGGAGAUCCCCGAGCCGAUUAUCGCCCUGUGAUCCGGGCAAAUCUAUUCAGUAUUUGGUGUUCUACUGUAUAUGGUAUGUAUUCAGUUAUUUAAUAAUAAGUGUGAGUUUCAGUGAUGGCGGCCAUGUCUGACCCCACAGAAGUAAACUUUUUAGGCUCUGGGACAUCUCGCUGGAAUUGAUUGGUAUCUGAUUGUUAUUGUUUUGUUAUUCUGCAAAUGAAUGUACAUGCUGUUCAUUGCUUGAGCUGGUGAAUUGUGUAUAAAUAGCACAGCUUUAAAUGACAAUUAAAGGUGGCUUUCAAUGUCUCUUGGCACUAUA